GUCCCCUACAAUGAUGUCGGACGUAGACACAAGACUAGCAACACCUUAGAUACAAGCGUCCUGCUUUCACAAUGGACAUAUUUAUAUAGCAACCUGCAAUAUCAAAUCAAAUUCUACUGGAAUGUACACAAUAACGUACUUUUAUUUAUCUGACGUGGCUGAUGAGUGAGAGGCUCAGCAGUUCGGACAAAGGCUUGUACAGAUGUGUAUCAUGACGUACAUGUUUGGUCACUUGUAAAAUGUCCUUGUCAUUCGCAAAAUAAGACUCUUUCCAUUCAGAGGCAGUCAGUUUAUGAUCCUAACAAAUAAAAAAUAAUAGAAGGAAUUUAUCGACCAAAAAUGAACAAAGAGGCUGUAGAAAUGAGGAGAUGGUAUGGCCUGGGCAUCGGGGUGAGGCUGGCCAUGGUGGUGUAUGGCUUGUGGCAAGAUGUAAUCAGCGUCGUCAAGUUCACCGACAUCGACUACAGUGUAUUUAGUGACGCAGCCACUUUCGUCACAGAGGGACAUUCUCCUUACAACCGAACAACUUUCCGAUAUACCCCUCUGCUGGCAUGGGCUCUCACACCAAACGUCUGGAUCUCAAGAGUCUGGGGCAAACUUCUGUUUAUUGCCUUUGAUGCUCUUAGUGGACAUCUGAUCUAUCUGAGCCUCAAGGAAGCGUGUCACACACACAGAACAGCUAAGCUAGCUGCACUUUCCUGGCUGUUGAAUCCUCUACCAGUUACAGUGUCUAGCAGAGGAAAUGCAGAAUCAAUCAUGGCUUAUUUAGUGCUUCUGUUGAUACUUUUCUUGCAAAGAGGUCAACUGAUUUUGGCAGGUCUAGUGUAUGCGUUUGCUAUUCAUAUAAAAAUAUAUCCUCUGACCUAUGCCCCAGCUCUGUACCUGUUUCUUGGAAAGUGCAGCAGAAUUGGAGAGCAGAAUGAAUUUGCCGACACAUGCAGUUUCCGUCGGGCUGUCACUUCCUCUUUGCAGUUCCUUCAACCAACAUGGAAUCAUCUGAAAUUCUGUGGGUCGGCAGCUUUAACUCUAACCAUCCUCACACUAGUAUUUUAUACAAUGUAUGGCUGGAUCUUCUUGUAUGAGACCUAUCUGUAUCACAUUGUGCGAAAAGAUAUCCGCCACAAUUUUUCUCCAUACUUUUAUCUGCUGUACUUGACCUCUGACCAUGAGGAGACAUCCUACUUUAUCAAGUUUCUGGUCUUCCUUCCCCAGCUGCUACUGCUACUUUUUAUAGCCUUUCGCUUCCAUGGUGACGUCCCUCUCUGCACCUUCCUCUGCACUUUCAGCUUCGUGAUGUUCAACAAAGUGUGUACUUCACAGUACUUUCUGUGGUACCUAAGCAUAUUGCCACUCUUGUUACCGCACCUACGAAUCUCAUGGGCUAAGGGCAUUUUUGCAACUUCACUCUGGUUUAUGGCUCAGGGGCUAUGGCUACUUCCAGCAUAUUUGCUGGAAUUUGAAGGACACAACACUUUCCUGUACAUAUGGAUUGCUGGCCUUUUCUUUUAUCUGGUCAAUAUCUACAUUAUGUUUCUGAUCAUCACCCAUUACAACUUGGUCAACCACAGAUUUCUUCCUAAAACUGAGUGACUUCAUUUAGGCAGAACUAGACACCUAGAUUGUCAACAUUUGUGUUGGUGUUUGUAUUAUUUUAACAAGAAAUACAGCACAGACCAUAAAAAGGCGUCUUUUACACCCUGAAAAUGAAGGGUGGCAUUGAAAAGAGGCGGCACUGGGUGUGUGGUGUGUGCAUACAGAUCCCAAAGACACAAAUACUCUUAGAUGUCGACGAAGGGAGACUAUUGCUUACAUUUUAAUGGAUUUCGCACUAUUCCAGUCUACUGGCAAGUAUUUUUCCUAUGUGACUGUCAAAUUCAAUACGAGGUUAAUGUUCAUGAACAUCUUAACGAAUUUUCUCUACCAUAUCUAAGCAACGACCUAUUCAGAAAAGCCAUCUAUGUUUAGACUAUAGAGUACAAUGCUGGCAGGAGAAAUCAGUCCACGUCAAAGCAUACAGCAGAAACAUGGGUCUCCUGGUGAUGUUCAUGGGGUGAAAAGAUUCUGAACUUUUAUUUUAUUUUCAUAGUAAAGUGGAAGUGUAGUAAUAAAAGACAGAGUACUCUUAACUGAUAAGGUAAUAUUUAGACUUGCUUUCAGAAUUAAAGUAAAACACUUGAAGCUGUAGGACAGUGCUUCAGAUGCUCUUGUCAUUAAUCACAAAUGGUAAAGAACCUUUAGAGGAGUUUGGAAAACCAAAUCUGCUCAUUUAACAAUAGAUAAGCCUUUCAAUUGUAAUGUCAGUGUUUCAGCUAUAAACUACUGCAUCUCAUACUAAGCCACCAUUAAACAUACAACAUGCAUCUGUUUCAGUGGUCUCCAUGGAAAUAUAUUUGGCUUUAAAGGGAUUGUUAAGGCAAAAUAAAACUGCUAAGAAUCUCA
Molecule: messenger RNA, 2439 nt
Organism: Pomacea canaliculata
Lineage: Eukaryota; Metazoa; Mollusca; Gastropoda; Architaenioglossa; Ampullariidae
Product: GPI mannosyltransferase 1-like
Exons: 5
Coding region: 340-1590 (416 amino acids)
Biological process (GO): GPI anchor biosynthetic process
Cellular component (GO): membrane; glycosylphosphatidylinositol-mannosyltransferase I complex
Molecular function (GO): GPI mannosyltransferase activity; alpha-1,4-mannosyltransferase activity
Source: RefSeq, a predicted model, not a curated record